UGCUGAGGUAAUUCGCUGCUGAGGUAAUUCGCUUCUAAAAAAAUUCGCCCCUGAAGAGGUUGCGCCAAAUUGAGACCUGUAAAGAGUUCCGUCCAAGCCCAAAGCCAAUGCCACAACAAAACAAAGGCACACGUGAAACGAGAAGUGAGAGCUGGAAAGAGGAAAGAAGGCGAAGGAAGACGUCCCAUCCGAUCCUUACAUUCGGUACUGGCCACCGUCGAUCUUGCUUCCGACCACCCAUUCCAUCUGAUUCCAUCCACACGUCACGCGCAUCCACCAUGACGGCCAUGACGGAGGAUAAAUCCGCGCAAAUCCAGGUUAAGUUCAUCGCCUCGGACGAGUCGUUGGCCGUGCCCUCGACCACGUUCACGGUGCCCUUGGCCUUGGACGCGUCGGGUCUGGAGCAGUUGCUGAAACGUCUGCUAGCCGAAAGCCACGAUUCCAUCGACGAGGCUCCACCCACCUGGUCCGAUCAAUCCUUUGAGUUUGUCCUUCGCGGCGACUUUCUGCGCACCUCCUUGGCGGGUUUUGUGCAAUCGCACGAGGGUGUCACGCCCGAGAGCGUCCUCGAGAUCCACUAUUUCGCCCGUAACCCACCCCCCGCCCCCGAUCAAGAUGUCAACCACGACGAUUGGGUGUCGGGCGUGUCGGCUUUGGACGGGCACGUGCUCACCGCCUGCUACGACAACACGAUCGCCCUCUUUUACGACGGACACAAGCUGCUCACCAUCCCCGGACACGACGGACCCGCCCGAGAUGUGGUCUGGAUUAGUUUGGACGAGGAUCAGGGCGUGUUUGCCUCCAGCUCCCACGAUCAGACUGUCAUGCUGUACCAAUGGAACGCCCGCACCCGCGCCAUUGAUGUCAUGAACGUGUGUCGCGGACACGAGCGCAGUGUGGAUUGUCUGGCCGUGGACCGAUCGCGCACGUUGCUGGCCUCGGGUUCCUUCGACACGCAUUUGAAGAUCUGGAGCGCCAAACUGCAAAGUCCGGACGAGAACGGCGGGAGUCAUGAAGCGUUGACCAACGGUUCGGGCGGUGAAUCCGAGAAGAAGAAAGCCCGAACCUCGCACAAAACCUUGAGUCGCACACCGCUGGUGACUUUGGGCGGGCAUAAAGAGGGCAUUUCCGGCGUGGCUUGGACCGAGGACAACGAGGUGUGUACCUCGUCGUGGGAUCACACGCUUAAGAUUUGGGAUUUUGAAAUGCGCGGCAUGAAGACUGAGUUGGUGGGGAAUAAGUCCUUUUUCGGAUUGUCUUACUCGCCGCUCAAUCGCACCAUUCUCACGUGCUCGGCGGAUCGCGCGAUUCGCUUGUAUGACCCGCGCUCCAAGGACGGCGUGCUCGUCAAGAACCAGUUCACGUCGCAUGACGGUUGGGUCACCUGUGUGGACUGGUGCCAAGAACGCGAAGAUCUCUUCAUUUCCGGAGGUCACGACACCGUGGUCAAAAUGUGGGAUCGGCGAUCCUGCGUCACACCUCUCUACGACAUGAAAGGCCACGAGGACCGCAUAUUAUGUUGUGACUGGAGUGAGAAAGACAUGGUGGUGAGUGGGGGUGCGGACAACACGAUGAAAAUCUACAAGAGCAAUGUUUGACCGAACUGGUUUGUAUUGAAUUCACUGAAUGAAUAAUUAAAUUUAUGAACAUGUCUA
Molecule: messenger RNA, 1655 nt
Organism: Tigriopus californicus
Lineage: Eukaryota; Metazoa; Arthropoda; Copepoda; Harpacticoida; Harpacticidae
Product: ribosome biogenesis protein WDR12 homolog
Exons: 1
Coding region: 108-1598 (496 amino acids)
Biological process (GO): ribosome biogenesis
Cellular component (GO): preribosome, large subunit precursor
Molecular function (GO): protein binding
Source: RefSeq, a predicted model, not a curated record